Molecule: messenger RNA, 2786 nt
Organism: Syngnathus typhle (broad-nosed pipefish)
Lineage: Eukaryota; Metazoa; Chordata; Actinopteri; Syngnathiformes; Syngnathidae
Gene: spry1
Product: sprouty homolog 1, antagonist of FGF signaling (Drosophila)
Exons: 2
Coding region: 651-1679 (342 amino acids)
Biological process (GO): negative regulation of MAP kinase activity; multicellular organism development; negative regulation of Ras protein signal transduction
Cellular component (GO): cytosol; membrane
Source: RefSeq, a predicted model, not a curated record
GUCCGGUCCACCUUAACGGCCUCAGCACAUCUGCCCAAUGAAUCAGGAGCGGAUGCGAUGUAUCCUUUUUCAGGGGCCUCAAUGGCCAGUGGGAGGUGUCUUGUGCUGCAGCAAACACCGCGGCCCCCCCUCGCCGGCCUCAUUCAUUCAGUGCUCACAGGCCCGCAGAGCACCAAGCAAGCGGCCAAAGCCAGUCUUGACGCCUCAAAGCGAACGUAUGCCGCAGGAGCAUCAGCUUCGGAUUUAACUCCCGAGCGCUCAGUUUUGUCGCCUUUUGCGCUCAUUUUUCCUCAACUUCCACGCAAGGACUCCGACUCGGCUCGGUCCUAACUGGAGAUCGGCUUGCUUCUUGUCCGUGUAAAAACUGUGCAGCUGUGCGUAUAUGUGGAAGGGCUUUGGAUUUACGCGCUUUUUUGUGUGUUGUUGUUUACGCACCGGACCUUUACCUAAAAACAAAGGAAUUAACGUCGCACGCUCUUGGAUUAGCAGGCUGCGAAUGUUCCGCGUUCAACUCGCGUGGGGGACAACGCGCUUCCUUUCUGGAUGGACUCUCGGUAGGCUUGAUGGAUUCGACCCUAUGGACGCUUGCAUAUAGGUUUUCCGAUGCAUGCCAAGUCCACGGUGAAUGUCGGAAGUGGUGAUCCCCCCAGAUGGAGCUCCAAAGUCAACAUGGCCCCGGCGGUUCAUUAGUGGUGAUCCAGCAGCCCUCCCUCGAGAGCCGGCAGAGGUCGGAUUACGAGCGGGAGUUCCAGCAUGCCGCCAUCCUCUCCCUGGACCAGAUCAAGGCCAUCCGCUCCAGCAACGAGUACACCGAGGGGCCGUCAGUGGCGCGCCGCCCGCCCGUGCCCCGCAUGCCGCCGCGGCCACACGACAAGCAGGAGAGGACUCAUGAGGUCAUCCUGGUCAAUGUGAACAACAACUAUGAGCACCGGCCGUCCGGAGGGGCGGCUGCGGGUGGCCACCACUGGGGUGGUGGCGGGGGGACCCGAGUGCCGGUUCUGAGCCGUUCUACCAGCACGGGGAGCGCUGCCAGCUCGGGGAGCAACAGCAGCGCCUCCUCCGAGCAGGGACUCCUAGCACGCUCGCCGCCCGUCAGACUCGCUGGGAACUCGCGGCCCGUUCGGACUCAGCCCAAAGCCAAAGGGCCAGUGGUGGACUCGGGUUCCCACCUCCACCAGGUGCCGCUCAAGGACAAAUCAGAUUUCUCAGGCCCCGGGAAAGGGCCGCUACCGCCCGUCGCAGCCGGGCACCAAUUCAUCUGCGAACGUUGUGGCAAAUGCAAGUGCAGCGAGUGCACGGCGCCCCGCAGCCUGCCCUCGUGCCUGGCGUGCAACGGCCAAUGCCUGUGCUCAGCGGAGAGCGCGCUGGAGCACGGCACGUGCAUGUGCCUAGUCAAGGGGAUCUUCUACCACUGCUCCAAUGACGACGAGGGGGACUCGUGCGCCGACCACCCCUGCUCGCCAUCGCACUCGCACUGCUGCUCACGCUUCCUGUGCAUGGGAUUAAUGUCGGUACUCUUCCCCUGCCUGCUGUGCUACCCGCCGGUCAAGGGCUGCCUGAAGGCGUGCCAGGGAUGCUAUGACCGGGUGCGGAGGCCCGGCUGCCGAUGCAAGAACUCCAACACUGUGUAUUGCAAACUGGAGAGCUGGGCCCCGCAGAACCAGGAGAAACCCUCCUGAUUGCGCCCACUGAUCCCAACGAGCACCACCGCGGACAGUAAGGACAGCAGCAAAAUCUAGCAAGCACCUCCCACCCGUCUUCCCUUGAAGAAAAACCACUCGAUUUCAAAAAUGCUUUUUCUGGUUCAGGACCGGGUUUUUACACACCAGUGUUUUGCCUUAACCGCUCCCACGUCCUUCCUCUGUUUUCCGUAUUGUUUUUCUUUCUGUUUUUUUCCUGUGAAAGAGUGUCUUCUCAGAGCAGGGUUUCUCAAACAAAAUUUGACAUAAGGGGGUUUGACCCCCAAGAAAGAAGUUGGAGCCCAUUCUUGGCCCCGACUGUCAUUGUGCUCAUGUUUACCAGGGUUUCUCUAACUCAACCCCCUUUGUAAUGACAAUUCAAAUCAGACAAAUGCAAAAAAACACAACUCGAAUUUGACAUUUGGGGACCAUCCCCUAAAAAUGGGAUCCGUUCUCUGCCUCUGACACUCAGUUUGUAAAUCCCUGCUUAUGUUGUGACAUGGUUUCUCAAACUCAGCCCCUGAUGAUGUCUCCGCAAAUUAUACCCAGCCCGAUACAAAAUAUAAAUUCCUGAAUAGAAAUUCAAAUUUCACGUUUAGGACCCAUUCUUGGCCCCCAAUCCUCAGUUUGAGAACCCCUACUUGUUUUUAGGGCAAUGAUGUAGCUGUUACCUCCAGGUAUCUUUUUGUUUUUGAAUUACCAGUUCCUAGACCACACUAAAAACCUCCUUUAUGCUUAUGUUGCUUUAACACAAGCACAUCCAUCUCAUAGUAUUUGUUUUUCCUCUCUUCUCUCCACAUGGAAUAUGCUUCUCUCCCCUCAUCCUCCCAUUUAUUUUGUGUACAUUGUAUGCUCAAAAGAAAAAGAGGAAUUCUGGCUAUUUUGUUUAAGAAAAUCUGUUAAAAUUUGUUGUUGUACAAAAAUAUUUAUUAUGUGAAGCUCUAUUAUUUUAUGAUAUUUAUUGCAAGAGACAGUCUUAAAAUUUUACUCAUGUCAAUAUAACAAAAAUAUCAAAUACUUACUGAGAAAAAAAUUAAAAGGGUGGCACAAAAGAAAACUAUGUUAACUUUAAUGCAGAAAAUAUAUUAAUUAAUGAAAACAAACAAG